CGUUUUUCCUUGGCCAAGGCUGUAGGCUUUUCCUCCGUGUGCCAACCGCGCUUGCGUACAGUCCUGCACUAACUAUACGUCGCACAAUAACGUUGCUUGCAGAAUGUUUUGAAAGCUCGUGCGGUAGGCUCGCGGUGACAUCUGCUCGCGUGUUUUGUCGUAUUUUGGCGUGCUUCUCUUCGCAAAAGAACCGAACGAACGGAUAGGUAGACGAACGUCGGUGUGCUUGAAUCGGUUCGAGGCCAGCAAUCGAUCGCCUGUCAACGCGCAGUGAUAUUCGCUUAUAGUUCUACGUGAAUUACGUUCGUUUUCUCUCUUUCUCUCAUUCCGUCUUUUCCAUUGAUAAAUAUGACGAGUUUCGCGCGGCAGAACUACCAUAAGGAUUGUGAGGACGCGUUAAAUGAACAAAUUAAUGAGGAGCUAUACGCCAGUUAUGUCUAUCUGUCUAUGGCGUACUACUUUGAUAAAAGCGAGGUCGCUCUGCCAGGUCUCUCCGCGUACUUCAAGAAGGCGUCGGACGAAGAGCGCGAGCAUGCCAUGAAAUUUCUGACUUAUCAGAACAAGCGGGGCGGCAUCAUCAUCCUGAAGCCGAUUGAGGCACCACGGACAGACUGGGAGAGCGCGGAGAACGCGAUGAUAGAGGCUCUACAGCUGGAAAAGAAUGUGAACAAGAGUUUACUACAUUUGCAUCAAAUCGCUACGACGCACGAUGAUCCUAACUUGAUGGAUUUCUUGGAAAAUGAAUUCCUGCAGGAACAAGUGGACUCGAUAAAGGAGAUCGCUGAUCACGUGACGAAUCUGAAGAGAGUAGGGGAGGGCCUUGGAGUUUAUAUGUUCGACAAGGAGCUAAGGAAUCAGGACUAAUCGAAUAAACCUUGCCGGAUCGACAUUGGAUUUUAGAUAAAUAUCGCAGGAUACUGUGUUAUUUAUAUCGCAUUAUAAAGCGACGUACGCGAUAAAUAAGGAAAGAAUAUAUGUAGGCACACAUUGUUCUUUGUGAGAUAUAUCGAGAAUAUCUCGGGGGAAAUAUGUAGCCAAUUCAAUUCAAUACCAAUUUCUCGUAUCAAGUGGCUUCAUCGUGCAAUUAAUAAUAUUUAGCAGCAAAAUUUUUAAAAAGUAUAUGUAUAUUGUAUUCAUAUAAUAUCUAUACGAGUUAUCGCGUAACUUGCACGUCGUUGUAUAGUUUUAAAUCGAAUAAUAACAACUGAAAAUAUUA
Odontomachus brunneus is the source of this 1216-nucleotide messenger RNA. Its product is annotated as soma ferritin-like. Gene Ontology annotation, molecular function: ferric iron binding; ferrous iron binding. Gene Ontology annotation, biological process: iron ion transport; intracellular iron ion homeostasis. The transcript is spliced from 3 exons. The record is from RefSeq and is a predicted model, not a curated record. Gene Ontology annotation, cellular component: cytoplasm. Lineage: Eukaryota; Metazoa; Arthropoda; Insecta; Hymenoptera; Formicidae. Bases 349 to 864 code for a protein of 171 amino acids.